Molecule: messenger RNA, 2369 nt
Organism: Anarrhichthys ocellatus (wolf-eel)
Lineage: Eukaryota; Metazoa; Chordata; Actinopteri; Perciformes; Anarhichadidae
Product: ninjurin-1
Exons: 4
Coding region: 17-535 (172 amino acids)
Biological process (GO): cell adhesion; tissue regeneration
Cellular component (GO): membrane
Source: RefSeq, a predicted model, not a curated record
AGCUCAGAGAGGGAGGAUGGACACAGCGUACAGACCGAAUGGAGAGAACAUGGCUCUGAAUAAAGUGGGCGACAUAGAGGCACUGACAGCCCCCUCUGGAAAGGUGCAUCGGCCCAUCAACUUGAAUCACUACGCCAGUAAGAAGAGUGCUGCUCAGAGCAUGCUGGACGUCGCCCUGCUGAUGGCCAACUCGUCUCAGCUGAAGACCGUUCUCUACGUGGGGCCUCACUACCGCUUCUACAUCCCCCUCAUCGUGCUGCUGGCGCUGUCCAUCACGCUGCAGGUCCUAGUGGGGCUGCUGCUCAUCUUUAUUGUGAAGUACGAUCUUAACGACAUGAGGAAACACGCUAAACUGAACAGAAUGAACAACGCAGCGACCUUGUUCGUCUUCUUCACCGUCCUCGUCAACAUCUUCAUCACAGCGCUGGGAUUUGAUGGACAUGCUCUCAGGUCAUUCGAGUCACCUGCGAUGUUAAUAUCAGAGCCUCAGCUUUCCAUUCUGCCCGUCGACCACAACGUGACUGGUGGCAUUUAGACCAGGUGUUUGACCACAAUAAGACAUUUCCUUGUUCCCCUGUUAUCUCAAAGUCUUUCAAUCUAAAGGUCUUUUUGUAACUUCUGUAUCAGCUCCCUGUUCAAAUUACGACUUUGAGCAAAGAUUCUCCAGCUGGAAUAAACUUUUAAUUCCUGACUGGAUUUAUUGGAUCCACUCCACAUUAGUGGUGAAAGGCUUAUGUGGAUCCAGGCUGGGACAAAAGACUCCUCAAGCAAAACCUCAGAGACCAUCGACCACAACCUCCAUUCAGGAUCACAGCUGUUAAAUUUCAACUCAACCAAAGAUACAACCACAGAGCAUCACCACUGCCUCAUCUUCCCUCGGGUCCACAUGCAGCAGACUCUACUGCUGUGUGCUUUCUCUGCCAAACUGUUUUAAGCUUCUAUCUUGUAAAUAUAACAGUGCUUUAUAUUGUUUUUGUUCAACGGUUAGAUUGGUGGAAUAGAGCGCUGCAGGAAUGGCUUCUGAAACCUGGAGAUGAGUUAGUAUUUUAGUAACUCUGGUUCCCUCGUCUCAAAGUCAAUGGGUUUAUUGAAAGGAUUGUUGGUUAGAUUAAUUUGAAAGCUUUUACUUGUGUUUAAAGAGUUGGUUGCUAACAGGUGGCUCAAUGAAUCUAUAGACAACGUUCCUACACCUUAAAUAUCAAAUUCCCUCUAAAGUAAGGACCCAUCAUAGCAGUUUGAGACAGAUCAAGAUUUAUUACUGUUACAACACUGAGAAUAUUGAAAAUGCUGCUGUUUAACAUCAUUUGACUUCAAUCACUCUGAUCCUGAUUCAUUAAAGCUGAUUCUUAUUCAUGCAUGCACGUGACUGUCACACUUUCUCCAGGCAGAAGACACACAUGCAGACAGCAGAUCGGAGGCUGCUUAACUAGGAGAACAGAGUACAAAAAGGAAAAUUAAACUUCCCCAUUUGAUAACUCACAUUAAGACCAUUAUUUUUGUGUUAAAAGUUUUCGAAAAAUGUUAUGCUUAAAUAUGCAAAUGAGGCAUUAUCUAAUGAUAACUUCUGGUGAAUUUAGGAGAAAUCUACAGACGCAAAAAGACAAAAUAGUAAAAUAAACAGCUGAAUGUGUAUUUUGGAUGUUUUCUCUCCACUAGACUGAAAGAGAUGUUAUGGAGGGAGAUAGCCCAAAAUAUAAUCUCAAAACAAUUUCUAUUCUUGCACAAAUUGUAUAAAUUCAAGCACUUUCAAUGACAGAUGUCUAUUUAUGUCUAUUUUCAACAACUUUCAAGGCCUUGAUUUUUUUCUGUCUUCACGCCAAACUUUGAAACUGAUGUACUCACUACUUCACCUUUAGUGGAAGGCUUUUGUACAAGAGGUGAGCACGUGUUGGAUACUUAGUGGGGGUGAUGUGAAGUUAUGUCAGUGUUAGCUUUUUACUGCUGAUUCUUCGAAAAUCAUUUAAGUGUUGAAGAUUAUCUUCUAAAGUAUCUGAAAUGUUUGCUGCCUCACAGUUUAUAUUCUGUAAUAAUCCAGUGGAAGAAUGUGAUGUGCAACCUCAACUUCUGGGUUGGCCAACAAAAAUACAUCAUCCCUGCAGCACUCCACUGAGCUCAAGUUUUGUAACCAAAUAAAUGAAUUCAUAACUUAAUAUUUGACUGUGUUGUAUGUCUGGAAACACGUCUACUAUUCUGUUAAUACUCUUACUUCCACCUUAGUAACAUUUUUGCAUCCUUUUGGAAUUCAUCUUGAUGUUUUACAUACAUUUCAAACUAUUUAUUUAAUUUGUUUUUAUUCCCACAUUUAGACAGCCUUUGGUUUUUGACUGGACGUGGCGAGCACAGCUUGGAAAUAAAGACGUCCUCAGUCU